GAAGGUUUUUGACCUUGUUGGAAUCAGCACUGAGGCGCCUUAGUUGUGUCUGUGCACAGGUAGGUCUCGUGGUUGGCAUGUAUUAGUGCUUUAAUUGCUUCCUUCGAAUUUUGAGUUAAAUUUACGACGGUUUAAUCCCAGGUAUAAGAAUGGCAGUUGGCGGUCAGAAAAAGGUUACUAAAGGAGGAAAGAAGGGCGGGAAGAAGAAGACGUCCGACCCAUUCACAAAAAAGGAGUGGUAUGACAUUAAGGCUCCAGCUAUGUUUUCCAAGAGAACUUGUGCGCGAACACUGGUUACACGAACUCAAGGCACACGUAUAGCCAGUGAAGCACUCAAAGGUCGUGUAGUUACACUUAGUCUCGGAGAUCUUAGCGAGAAGAAUGAAGAAUUCUUCCGCAAAUUCAAACUCCAGGUUGAAGAUGUCCAGGGACGUCACUGCCUAACAAAUUUCCAUGGACUGGAACUUACUCGAGACAAGUUGUGUUCAGUUGUUGUGAAGUGGCGUUCAACCAUCGAAGCACAUGUUGAUGUAAAGACAACAGAUGGAUACUUACUUCGUUUCUUCAUAAUCACGUUCACUCCAAGUGUUCCUCGAUCUGAAAGACUCCAUUCUUACGCACAGAGCACACGUAUUAAACGGAUCCGUGCGCGUCUUGUCGACAUUAUUCAACAGGAAGUUUCUACUUGCGACUUGAAAGAGGUCGUCAAUAAGCUUAUUCCAGACUCCAUUGCUCAGGAUGCUCGGAAAGCCGCAUCAUGGAUUUAUCCACUUAGUGAAACAUAUAUUCGCAAGGUUAAGGUGCUAAAAAAACCGAAAGCUGAUCUUGCUCGGUUGAUGGAACUUCACGGCGAAUCAAAGUCGGCCGCUCCUGGGGAAACUGUUUCUCGCCCAGAUCACUAUGAACCUCCAAAAGUUGAUUCAGUGUAAUUCAAUAUAAAAUUCACCUGGAUAUAAUUGCCUUCCAUAUGUAUUAGCAACUGGAUAUAUGUUAGCGUAAUCAUUAUAAUGCUGACUCGUUCUAUUUACUGUACUACUUAAUUGGAAUAUAUACAGCGCAUUAGUUUCUCAUGUCAGCACCCACAUCUAGUUGUAACGUCGAUUGAGUUACCAAAUGUUGGUCGGUUUCGCAAUUGCCCAGUAGUCUGCUCUCUGUUUUAUAGAUAUGUGUUGUCCAAGAACAGCUUAUUAAGUAUUAUUAAACUUCCUGUAGGUAAGAUAAUGUUCUGAGAUCAGUCAUGCAAUAGUUCUUGACAAUCUCACAUUCUCACUCAGUUCUCUUAGUUCUGUACAAUGUUUUACUGUUUUGGUCAUAAUUCUUGGUAGUUUUGCACUUUUUUAGACGUUACUAAAGUCACUAAGUUCCAUUAAAUGCCAUGCUUGGCAGUCAAUGCGAAAAACCCGGCUUGUGUUAGGCAAGUAUGACUAGGUGAUUAAAAUAGAAUAAACGGUUUGGUUCUUGG
Messenger RNA from Schistosoma spindalis, 1462 nucleotides. The record is from the annotation of a GenBank genome assembly. NCBI's taxonomy places the organism in Eukaryota, Metazoa, Platyhelminthes, Trematoda, Strigeidida, Schistosomatidae.